This is a messenger RNA of Hemibagrus wyckioides, 7339 nucleotides long. RefSeq names its product basement membrane-specific heparan sulfate proteoglycan core protein-like. Lineage: Eukaryota; Metazoa; Chordata; Actinopteri; Siluriformes; Bagridae. The record is from RefSeq and is a predicted model, not a curated record. Bases 46 to 6450 code for a protein of 2134 amino acids. Gene Ontology annotation, biological process: cell surface receptor signaling pathway. Gene Ontology annotation, molecular function: transmembrane signaling receptor activity. The transcript is spliced from 33 exons.
ACUUGUCUUUCAGUCAGUCAGUCAUUCAGUAAUCAGUAGGACAGGAUGGAGCUCCGUCCACUCUGUGUGAUGUUCUUGCUAACUGGAUUCAUCCACUCUACACAAACAGAGAGUCCUAAACCUACAGUGACUAUAAACCCUGAUACACAGGUGUUCAUAGGAGAGAAAGUGACUUUCAGGUGUGAUGUACAGAAAGGAAGAGACACUGAGUGGACAUACGGCUGGUUUAGGAACGAUGCUACAUUAUACUCAUUUUCCACAACACAGGAGUUCAGCAUCAGCUCUGUUACAGACUCACACCGUGGUAAAUACACCUGCAGAGGGAGGAGGACAAGUGACUCUCAGAGGUCAGAGAUGAGUGAUCCUGUUCCACUCUCUGUAUCAGAAAAACCCAAACCGACUGUGAGAGUGACUCCUCAGAGCCCCAUCUACACUGGAGACAGAGUUACUCUGAGCUGUAAUAUAAACUCUACUGGAUGGACUUUUCUCUGGUAUGAAGAUCAGGAAUCAAAUCCUCUGUCCCCUGGAGCCUCAGACACCAACACACUCACUGUAACAGUCUCUAAAGAAGGACGAGUAAAUUACUACUGUAAAGCACACAGAGGAGACUACGACUCAGAGAUCAGUGAUCCAACCACAAUUACAGUGAGAGCAAGACCAAAGCCGGUAGUGUCAGUACAGCCAGCUGACCCUGACAGUGUGUUCAGUGGGGAAACCGUCACUUUCUCAUGUAAGAUAGAGACUGGAGGAUCCUGGCAGUAUCACUGGUUUAGGGAUAAUGAGAAACUCAGUGAAGCUCCAGGAAAGAAAACCUACAAAAUCAUUGAUGUUAAAGAGUCUAAUAACGGUGAUUACACAUGUAGAGGAACAAAGUCAUCAGACCCACAAUACACACAGACUAGUGCUGCUGUUACACUGACUGUAUCAGAAAAACCUAAACCCGAACUCACGUCAGACCUUAAAGGAGCUGCACUGACAGGAAACUCAGUGAGACUGUACUGUACACUGAAGCCACAGUCUGCUGGAUGGAAGUUUUACUGGUCCAUACCCACACAGAGGACUGAGACAGAGACUGAAUCAGACUCCUACAACAUCAGUUCAGUUAGAGUCUCUGAUGGAGGUCAGUACAAGUGCAGAGCUAAUAGAGCAAGCCGAGUCUACUACACACAGGACAGUAAUCCACUCUGGGUAAAUGUUUUUGAGAGUCCUAAACCUACAGUGACUAUAAACCCUGAUACACAGGUGUUCAUAGGAGAGAAAGUGACUUUCACGUGUGAUCUACAGAAAGGAAGAGACACUGAGUGGACAUACGACUGGUUUAAGGACGAUGCUGAAUUCUACUCAUCUCUCACAACACAGGAGUUCAGCAUCAGAUCUGUUACAGACUCAGACCGUGGUAAAUACACCUGCAGAGGGAGGAGGACAAGUGACUCUCAGAGGUCAAAGAUGAGUGAUCCUGUUCCACUCUCUGUAUCAGAAAAACCUAAACCUGAACUCACAUCAAGCCUUAAAGGAGCUGUACUGACAGGAAACUCAGUGACUCUGUCCUGUACACUGAAGCCACAGUCUGCUGGAUGGAAGUUUUACUGGAUCAAACUCACACAGAGCUCUGAGACUGAGACUGAAACAGACUUCUACACCAUCAGGUCAGUUAGAGUCUCUGAUGGAGGUCGGUACAGGUGCAGAGCUGGAAGAGGAAACCCAGUCUACGACACACACUACAGUGAUGAACUCUCACUAACUGUUAUUGAGAAUCGUAAACCUGUGGUGAUUAUAAAGCCUGAUAAACAAGUGUUCAGUGGAGAGACUGUGACUUUCAGAUGUGACAUACAGAGUACAAUAGACACUAAGUGGACAUACACCUGGAAUAAGAAAGAUUACACAGAGAAGCCAUACAAAGAAACACAGGAGUUCAGCAUCAGAUCAGUUACAGUCUCUGACAGUGGUACAUACACCUGCAGAGGGAACAUCAGUGAUUCUCAGUUCUCAGAGGACAGUGAUCCUGUUACACUCACUGUAUCAGAAAAACCUAAACCUGAACUCACAUCAAGCCUUAAAGGAGCUGUACUGACAGGAAACUCAGUGACUCUGUACUGUACACUGAAGCUACAGUCUGCUGGAUGGAAGUUUUACUGGUCCAAACACACACAGAGCUAUUGGACUGAAAUGAAGCCAGAAUCAUUCUCCUACACCAUCAGUUCAGUUAGUGUCUCUGAUGGAGGUCGGUACAGGUGCAGAGCUGGAAGAGGAAACCCAGUCUACUACACACACUACAGUGAUGCACUCCAACUAUCUGUUAUUGAAAAACCUAAACCUGAACUCACAUCAAGCCUUAAAGGAGCUGCACUGACAGGAAACUCAGUGACUCUGUCCUGUACACUGAAGCCACAGUCUGCUGGAUGGAAGUUUUACUGGUCCAUACCCACACAGAGCUCUGAGACUGAAUCAUUCUCCUACACCAUCAGUUCAGUUAGUGUCUCUGAUGGAGGUCGGUACAGGUGCAGAGCUGGAAGAGGAAACCCAGUCUACUACACACACUACAGUAAAGCACUCUCACUAUCUGUUACUGUGAGUCCCAAACCUGUGGUGAAUAUUGCGCCUGAUAAACAGGUGUUUGUUGGAGAGACUGUGAUUUUCAGAUGUAACAUACAGAGUGAAAAAUACACUGUGUGGACAUACAUCUGGAAGAAGAAUGGUUACACACUGAACCCAUACAGAAAAACACAGGGGUUCAGCAUCAGAUCAGUUGGAGUCUCUGACAGUGGUACAUACACCUGCAGAGGGAAGAGCAGUGACUCUCAGUUCUCACAGGACAGUGUUCCUGUUACACUCACUGUAUCAGAAAAACCUAAACCUGAACUCACAUCAAGCCUUAAAGGAGAUGUACUGACAGGAAACUCAGUGACUCUGACCUGUACACUGAAGCCACAGUCUGCUGGAUGGAGGUUUUACUGGUCCAAAUACACACAGAGCUCUGAGACUGAGACUGAAUCAGACGUUUACAACAUCAGUUCAGUUAGAGUCUCUGAUGGAGGUCGGUACUGGUGCAGAGCUGGAAGAGGAAACCCAGUCUACUACACACACUACAGUGAUGCACUCUGGGUAAAUGUUAUUGUGAGUCCCAAACCUGUGGUGAAUAUUGCGCCUGAUAAACAGGUGUUUGUUGGAGAGACUGUGAUUUUCAGAUGUAACAUACAGAGUGAACAAUACAUUGUGUGGACAUACAUCUGGAAGAAGAAAGAUUACUCAGUGAUCCCAUACAGAAAAACACAGGUGUUUAUCAGAUCAGUUAGAGUCUCUGACAGUGGUACAUACACCUGCAGAGGGAAGACCAGAGACUCUCAGUUCUCAGAGGACAGUGAUCCUGUUACACUCACUGUAUCAGAAAAACCUAAACCUGAACUCACAUCAAGCCUUAAAGGAGCUGUACUGACAGGAAACUCAGUGACUCUGACCUGUACACUGAAGCCACAGUCUGCUGGAUGGAAGUUUUACUGGAUCAAAUACAGAUGGAGCUCUGAGACUGAGACUGAGACUGAAUCAGACUCCUACACCAUCAGGUCAGUUAGUGUCUAUGAUAGAGGUCAGUACAAGUGCAGAGCUGGAAGAGGAAACCCAGUCUACUACACACACUACAGUGAUGCACUCUGGGUAAAUGUUAUUGUGAGUCCCAAACCUGUGGUGAAUAUUGCGCCUGAUAAACAGGUGUUUGUUGGAGAGACUGUGAUUUUCAGAUGUAACAUACAGAGUGAACAAUACAUUGUGUGGACAUACAUCUGGAAGAAGAAAGAUUACUCAGUGAUCCCAUACAGAAAAACACAGGAGUUCAUCAGAUCAGUUACAGUCUCUGACAGUGGUACAUACACCUGCAGAGGGAACAGCAGUGACUCUCAGUUCUCAGAGGACAGUGAUCCUGUUACACUCACUGUAUCAGAAAAACCUAAACCUCAACUCACAUCAAGCCUUAAAGGAGAUGUACUGACAGGAAACUCAGUGACUCUGUACUGUACACUGAAGCCACAGUCUGCUGGAUGGAAGUUUUACUGGUCCAAAUACAGAUGGAGCUCUGAGACUGAGACUGAAACAGACUCCUACACCAUCAGGUCAGUUAGUGUCUCUGAUGGAGGUCAGUACUGGUGCAGAGCUGGAAGAGGAAACCCAGUCUACGACACACACUACAGUGAUGAACUCUCACUAUCUGUUAUUGUGAGUCCCAAACCUGUGGUGAAUAUUGCGCCUGAUAAACAGGUGUUUGUUGGAGAGAAAGUGACUUUCAGAUGUAACAUACAGAGUGAAAAAUACACUGUGUGGACAUACAUCUGGAAUAAGAAUGGUUACACACUGAACCCAUACAAAGAAACACAGGGGUUCAGCAUCAGAUCAGUUAGAGUCUCUGACAGUGGUACAUACACCUGCAGAGGGAAGAGCAGUGACUCUCAGUUCUCACAGGACAGUGUUCCUGUUACACUCACUGUAUCAGAAAAACCUAAACCUGAACUCACAUCAAGCCUUAAAGGAGCUGUACUGACAGGAAACUCAGUGACUCUGUCCUGUACACUGAAGCCACAGUCUGCUGGAUGGAAGUUUUACUGGUACAUACCCACACAGAGCUCUGAGACAGAGACUGAAUCAGACUCCUACACCAUCAGGUCAGUUAGUGUCUCUGAUGGAGGUCGGUACAGGUGCAGAGCUAGAAGAAGAAACCAAGUCUACUACACACACUACAGUAAUGAACUCCCACUAACUGUUAUUGAGAGUCCUAAACCUGUGGUGAUCAUAAAGCCUGAUAAACAGGUGUUCAUUGGUGAGAAAGUGACAUUCAUAUGUGACAUACAGAGUGCAAAAGACCCUGAGUGGGCAUACAUCUGGUAUAAGAAAGAUUACACAGAAUCCUUAGACUACAAAACACAGGAGUUCAGCAUCAGAUCAGUUAGAGUCUCUGACAGUGGUACAUACACCUGCAGAGGGAAGACCAGAGACUCUCAGUUCUCAGAGGACAGUGAUCCUGUUACACUCACUGUAUCAGAAAAUCCUAAUCCUGAACUCACAUCAGACCUUAAAGGAGAUGUACUGACAGGAACCUCAGUGACUCUGUCCUGUACACUGAAGCCACAGUCUGCUGGAUGGAAGUUUUACUGGAUCAAACCCACACAGAGCACAAACACCUCUGAGACUGAGACUGAGACACACCACUACUUCAUCAGUUCAGUUAGAGUCUCUGAUGGAGGUCAGUACAGGUGCAGAGCUGGAAGAGGAAACCCAGUCUACUACACACACUACAGUGAUGUACUCUGGGUAAAUGUUACUGGUGAAUCUCCUCCAGUGUCUCUGAUCAUCAGUCCGAGCAGAACUCAACACUUUACUGAUGACUCUCUCUCACUGAGCUGUGAGGACCAGACUGGCUCUACUGGAUGGACAGUGAGAGGAUACAUACACAAUAAGACACUGCUUGAUUGUUCAUCAGUUUCAGGAUCUACAUGUAACAUCAGCUCCCUCUCUACAUCACACACUGGAGUUUACUGGUGUCAGUCUGAAUCUGGAGGACGCAGUAAUUCUGUCAACAUCACAGUGUACAAUGGUGAUGUGAUCCUGGACAGUCCUGUUCAUCCUGUGACUGUGGGAGAUCCUCUGACUUUACACUGUUUAUACCGCAGCAAAAUGAUCCCAGGCUCUGGUGUUGAUUUCUAUAAAGAUGAUUCCAUCCUCCAGAACCAGACUACAGGAGAGAUGACCAUCAGUAGUGUCUCAAAGUCAGAUGAAGGUUUCUACCACUGUAAACACCCAGAGGGAGAAGAGUCACCAAAAAGCUGGGUUUCAGUCAGAGUUUCAGUUUCUGGAUACACUGGAGUAAUUAUAGGACUAAGUUUGGCCUCUGUGUUUGUCAUCUUAAUGAUCUUACUGAUCCUGCUAAUGUACUUCAAGAAGAAAAAAGGUGUACAGUCUCAGACUCCUACAGUGAAUCAGGACACAAAUCAGCCUGCAGCUGGUGAAAGUGUCUAUGAAAAUACUGCUAUCAUGACAGCAGGUGAUUCUGCAGCCGGCUCUAGCAAUACAAUCUACCCACAGGUUAUGGCUAGAAAAAAGAAACGAAAUGAUGAUGCCGCCAGAGAGCCACAGGAUGCAUUAUAUUCCCAAAUUGAGAUGAAAAACGUAAAACGUUGCAAUGAAGACACUGAAGCUGAACUAAGUGAUGUGACUUAUGCUGAAAUUGACCUGAAAAAAAAAAAGAAACCAAAGAGAAAACAAGGAAAGAGCAGUGAGGGAGCUGACACUGUGUACUCAGAACUGAAGCAGAACACAGAUAAAGGGGAUUUCACUGAAACUGGUGAUGUGACUUAUGCCCAGGUUAUGGCAAAGGGCAAAAAGGAUAAUGCAGGGAAUAUCACUGAAAUUGCUGAUACAACUUAUGCCCAGGUUAAAAGUUUAAAGGGUAAAAAUGCAGGUCCAUGAUGAAAACUGUCCAACCAGGAAUUAUUGAAACACUCCAAUUUUAAGCAGGCAGCAUAGUAUUUGGAAACCUUUUUUCAAUUUUCUUUAAUCUAAGCAUUUCAUAAAGUCAUUAAUGGAAUGUUAAUGUAAGAACAGGAGCUGAAUGUAUUUAUCCACACAUAUUAGAUAGAAUUUGGAUUGAUCAAUUUUAAAUCAAUUUUAAAUUUUCUAAACUUAAUUUGGCAAUAAAGUGUAUUUUCAAUUUAAGUGUUAACUGAUUAAUAUCCUAAUAAUCCUAGUUAAAGUUUAAAAAAUCUUAUUUUUUUAUUGUUGUAUUUAAAGAAGUAUAUUUGUUUUAUUAUUUUGUUUUUAGAGCUCUAUAGAUUUAUAUUGCUAUGUAUUUUUGUGUUUAUUUAUGCUCUUUACUCAUUAGUGGAUUAUAAAAGGGAUCAAUUUUACCUUUAAAUGUCAUUGAUACAGUAUUGUCUGUGAGUGAGCAGUGUGCUUGUUAACUGAUUAUUUGGUGCAGGGACUGAUGUCUUCUAUAUAUCUUCUAGUGCCUUUUUCAGUACUGCAUUUUCUUUUGUUCUUGAUAAUAGGCUCCUCUAGCCUUCAGUGUCCACCAGAGUGUGUUAAUUGUGUAAUAAAAACCAAAGCGAUAUAAGGCUAAAUACAUCCAAUAUGACUGAAAGCUUUCAAUAUGAUUAUAUUAUAUGAAUAUAAUAAUUGUAACUUUUCUUAUUCUGCUCAGGACUUUUGAUACCUGUAUUAUCUCAUAGACUAUAUAGGUAGUAAAUAAGUAGUUUAAGUACAUAUUGUAAUUCUUACAUAUUGUAAAUCUAUACAUAAUACAUAUUGUAAAUCUGUUUUAAAAUCUUUUUAUAUGUUAUUGGUAUAUUUUUUUUAAUUU